UACUCAAUUUUGUUUUCCUUCGUUGGGAUCUCUGAGACCGACAUCGAGGAGGCGAGGGAGAGAAGGGAGAAGGCAGAAGAUGGAUCCCGAUUCCUUCCGUUCGACGUUGUCCACCCUCAACUUUGGCAAUGUAAUGGCCGCUGCCGCUAGAGACUACCAGAAGGAAGUUUUAGCUAAAGAGAAGUCUCAGGCAACAGCAUCUAACAAUGAAGAAGUUGAUCUUGAUGAACUGAUGGAUGAUCCUGAGCUCGAAAAGUUGCAUGCUGAAAGAAUUGCUGCUCUUAAGAAAGAGGUUGAAAAGAGAGAAGUCCUCAAAAGGCAAGGUCACGGAGAAUAUAGGGAGAUAACCGAAGGGGAAUUUCUUGGGGAAGUUACCGGCAGUGAAAGAGUAAUUUGCCAUUUUUACCACCGGGAAUUUUACCGUUGCAAGAUAAUGGAUAAGCAUUUGAAGGCCCUAGCACCAGUGCACCUAAAUACAAAAUUUGUCAAGCUGGAUGCUGAAAAUGCUCCAUUUUUUGUGACGAAAUUGGCAGUUAAAACACUGCCUUGCGUUGUACUGUUCAGAAACGGCAUUGCCUUUGAUAGGCUAGUUGGUUUUCAAGAUCUUGGCGGCAAAGAUGAUUUCACCACCAGAGCUUUAGAAAAUCUUUUGAAACGAAAAGGAAUCAUCGAUGAAAAGAAACAGGAUGACGGUGAAGACGCUGACGAUGGAGAAGACCAUCACAAAAGUAGGAGCAUUAGGUCCUCUAAAAUGCAGGAUUCUGAUUCAGACUAAUCAGAAGACUAUACGAAGAUUAAUUUAUAUAGCUUUAUGCAUCUUUCAAGCACUGUGCUGUGUGAAAUCUCUUUUUGUAAGGUCAUGCCCAAUCUAUUUGUGUUCUCUCUUAUAAGACAAUUGAAAGGUUGAAGCUCCGGACUUUUCCACCAUGUUUUUUACCAAUACUUGAACACUUGGUAUUAUCCAUCCCGGCAGCUAAUAUUCCUUUCAUCUUGUUGUAUCUACUUUAUUGUUAAGAUUUUGUACAUUUACCGAGGAAUGGAAGGCAAAUCUUAGCAGUCUCAA
Musa acuminata subsp. malaccensis (wild Malaysian banana) is the source of this 1063-nucleotide messenger RNA. Its product is annotated as thioredoxin domain-containing protein PLP3A. Gene Ontology annotation, cellular component: cytoplasm. Lineage: Eukaryota; Viridiplantae; Streptophyta; Magnoliopsida; Zingiberales; Musaceae. The record is from RefSeq and is a predicted model, not a curated record.